AGCAGUCAGAGAACAAUGUGCACUGUCAAAGUAUUGUCGUGUUUUCAUGUGUCAUGACUCUUAUUGCUCUAGCCUCUAGGUCGAUUGCAAAUUUCUCCGAUCUAUGAUCAUCGUAUGAUGAUGUAUGAAUUACCUUUCUAGUCUUUCCUCAUACAGUGAAUCACAAUACCAAAGCAUUGUUAUGACAUCUUAUUGGAAUUAUCUUCAAAAUUGGCUUAAUGCUUGUGAGCCUUGUGUUAUCAAGUAGAUUUACCAAUUAACCUAGGUGACCUUAAUUUCAUUUGGUGCAGAUAUGAGCCUUGCUCCUAUAAAGAAUCUCGUUUCCAAACAGAAGAGAAGAUUUACUGAAGAUGGAUUCAAUCUUGACCUCACGU
Messenger RNA from Hyalella azteca, 374 nucleotides. RefSeq names its product phosphatidylinositol 3,4,5-trisphosphate 3-phosphatase and dual-specificity protein phosphatase PTEN. Gene Ontology annotation, cellular component: cell projection; plasma membrane; cytosol. Gene Ontology annotation, molecular function: phosphatidylinositol-3,4,5-trisphosphate 3-phosphatase activity; protein tyrosine phosphatase activity. Gene Ontology annotation, biological process: phosphatidylinositol dephosphorylation; cell motility; phosphatidylinositol 3-kinase/protein kinase B signal transduction. The record is from RefSeq and is a predicted model, not a curated record. NCBI's taxonomy places the organism in Eukaryota, Metazoa, Arthropoda, Malacostraca, Amphipoda, Hyalellidae.